Vavraia culicis subsp. floridensis is the source of this 3351-nucleotide messenger RNA. RefSeq names its product AGC/DMPK protein kinase. Gene Ontology annotation, molecular function: ATP binding; protein serine/threonine kinase activity. Bases 1 to 3351 code for a protein of 1116 amino acids. Gene Ontology annotation, biological process: peptidyl-serine phosphorylation; intracellular signal transduction. Lineage: Eukaryota; Fungi; Microsporidia; Pleistophoridae. The record is from RefSeq and is a predicted model, not a curated record. The transcript has a single exon.
AUGACGAGAGACGAGCGCGAAAAUUCAAAAAUUGACCUAAACUAUCUUUUAGAUUGUGCUGAGCUAGUGAGCUACGGCACACGAAUACCGAAUGAAAUUGCACAGCUAUGCAGGAGCCGUCUAAGUCUGCACAAUUUCCUGUUAGUACGCGGCAUUGCCAAGGGCGGAUACGGCAGCGUUUACCUGGUGCAGAGCCAUCAAUCACAACGCUACUAUGCCCUAAAGGUGAUCAAGAAGCAGGUGGUUAUCGACAUGCCCCACCUCGCACUGUUCGAGAACGAAAAGGCUGCACUCAAAAGUGCGCGUGAUGCGCAGUACCUCGUGUUCAUGCACUGCUCAUUUCAAAACGAGCACAGCAUCUUCUUUCUUAUGGAUUUCUAUCCAUGCGAGCUGCUUGAAAGGGUGCCGGUCAGGGACGAGCAUGAGCUGCGCUUUUAUGCGACAGGUAUUCUUCUAGCAAUCGAGGAGUUGCAUAAAUUGGGAUACGUGCACAGGGACAUCAAGCCCGAGAAUAUUUUCUUGGACAGGAAUGGGUGUGUAAAAUUGGCUGAUUUCGGUUCAUGCUGCCGCAUAAAAGACGCGGAUGAGCGCAUAAACGAAGGCACGGUGAUGCGCAGCAUGCGCAGCAGAAAGUUGACCGGGAGCAGCGCACGUUCCUCAGGUAGCACAUGCUCAGCCAACCGAUCGGAAAUAAUGGUAGGAACCCCCGAUUACAUCGCACCCGAGUGCUUUACGAACGAACAGGGCAUCGAAGUGGAUAUGUGGGCGUACGGUGUUGUGCUUUACGAGCUGAAGCAUGAUGAAACACCUUUCUACGCAGCCACGCUCUCUGAGACACAGAACAACAUCAAAGACAUAAAAUACGAAAGGUGCACGGGUGUGCUUGGUGAUCUGGUAGACCGCCUUCUGCGGUACAAGGCGGAACGUAUCGAUGUACAGCAGUGCAAGGAGCACCCGUUCUUUGCUGGCGUUAAUUUUGAUGAAUAUGCAGGUGGUCUUAAACCGUCAUUCGUACCUGAGGUGAGCACUGAGGGCGAGACCGUGCAUUUGGAAGGGGAAGAGAUUGAACAUACGUGUGAAUUUGUAGGGUUUAGUUACGAUCCGUGUUUUGAUGGCUUUGAGGUGCGUAUGAAAGACAAGAUGGUUACCGGUAUGAUUAAGGGUUCCUCCGAAAAGAUUGAUAGUAAAGGUUUAGAUGGUAGAUUGGGCGAGGGUACGGGAUUGCGUGAUUGCACAAAUGUUGACCAGGGAUUGAAAGAUCAAAAAAUUAAUGAUGGCAAAGACACUAGCGCUAGAGGUGCUGAUCAGGACACACGUAUUGGUCAAGUAAGCACGACAUAUUACGCUUACACAGGCUCAGAUCAAUCAGCGGUGGUGAAAAUGUUAAAAUGCAGCGAAUGCGGUAAAAAUGAAGUGCUAACCGGUAAAGAAUCGUACAACAGUGAUGACUGUGUAAACAUGUCGAAGAGUGCUGGGGAUGAAACCAGUGCUGUCCAUAAAAAUGAUUUAAAAGCUUUGAAUGGGGCCGUGUUGGACAGUAUGAGCGAGCACGCCAGAAGGAACGAGGGUAGCAGCACCCAUAUGGUGGCUUGUAGCGAUUUAUUGACAUGUGAUGCUCUCACAAAGAGAUGUGAUGAGCUCAUCAGUGAAAAUAACGUGCUGAAGGAAAAAACAGGGGUGAUAAACACGAUGCUGAGCACCCUCAAGAACAUCGAUUUGAGCGUUUAUAAUGAAAAAAUAAAAAACAUGACAGAGAAAUUUCGGGCACUUGAUGCAUUUAAAGAGGGUUACAGAGCACUGGCGAGUGCUAACAAGGAAUUAAUCAGGUACAGGGAGGAGUACGAGGAUUUACAGUUGAGAAAUGGGGUGCUCACAGAGAUGGUGAAGAGAGGGGAAUUGGAAAGGAUAAGCAUGCAUUCGGUUGGUUGUGAGCAUCACAGCGAUGUCAAUUCUGUUCAGGGAGAAGAGGGGCGGAAUGAUAUCAAUGAACGUUUUGUCAAAGACAGACACACACGUGGUACUGAACAAAAAAAUGGUGCUCUCUCCGAUAGUACCUCGAAUAGCAAGGUAAGAGGUUAUUCAGCGACAGGUACAUGCGCUGUGGGUGUCCGUUCCUUUAGCACGGGGUGUAAGGAGGGAGUUGAGGUGAAUUUGAUCGAUUCAGGAUGUAAAAGAAAAGUGGAGAAUGAAAGGGUGCAUAGGACAAGGGACGAGCAGGAAGACAAAAAGUAUUCGUUAGAGGCGAAAUUGCCGAGAUGUACUCGGUUCAAGGACAGCGUGCUUAUAAAGACGGAGCGCAUGAUUGAGCUGGAGAGUGAGGUUGAAAGGCUGCUCAGGAACAACAACGAAUUGAAGGGACGUAUUGCGCAAAUGGAUGGUGAUAAAAUGUGCUACGAAAGGAAGGUUGCAGGGAUGAAAGAGAAAAUGCUUGAUUUUAAUUACUAUAUCAACACGAUGAUAAACAACAUAAGAAUUACGCUCCAUGACAUUGACAUUGUAUCGUUGUACAACAGGAUGAACAAGGAGAUACGUACGAUGAAGAAGUUGCUGAAGGUGCGUGAGCAGGAAAAGAAGGAAAUAGAACUGAUGAACACCACCGAGGUAACGAUAAGGAAGAAACUGGAAAAAGAGAUACUACGGCACAAAGCCGAGAUAAAACGGUUGAGAGCGAGGGGCGAGAUUGACAUUACGUUCAAGAUUAGGAUUAAUGGAGAAAAGACACUGCUAAGGAUCGAGAAGAAUCAGCUGUAUUUGCUUGAUAUCGUGGAAAACCUGAGCAACAGCGUAAGUGCCAAUCUGAGCAAAUCCGAGAAGCUGCGUUAUAAGAGAAAGAACGUUGUAAAAUUGGUGUUUAUUGAGGAGAGCACCUCUUCAGCGGUGCACACACGCUCACGGUCACAGCUCUUAGAAGAACUGCGCAAGGAGAAGAGGCUGUACGCCUCGAUAGAGAGGCUGAGUGCGAUGCAUACGGGUAGGAUGUUAGAGAGAACAAAGACGCAGCUUGAAGGGUCUCUCAGGAAAAUAAAGUACCUCGAGGCAGAAAUUGAGAAUGCAGAUGAAAGCGGUACGCAAGAAGAGGGUACAUCCCGUGAGGGUGUCGUAUUCUAUGACGGCCACGUAUUCGUGCACGAAAAGGGACUGAGCGGUUACUGCAAUUUCUGUGAUGAGCCCCAUUACAGCAUCAGUCUUGCGUGUGAGCAGUGUGGUAUAACGGUGCAUAGGCAGUGUUACAUGUUGGCAAUGUCGUGCGAUAUGUGCAAGUCUGUGAAGAAGGGAAGGAGUUUUAUGGUUGAGAUGAGGAACUUUGAGGAAGCAGAGCGUUUAGUCAAGAUUUUAAAGAAAGACGUGUGA